Eleginops maclovinus (Patagonian blennie) is the source of this 2944-nucleotide messenger RNA. RefSeq names its product YTH N6-methyladenosine RNA binding protein C1 (gene ythdc1). Gene Ontology annotation, molecular function: N6-methyladenosine-containing RNA reader activity; mRNA binding. Gene Ontology annotation, biological process: mRNA splicing, via spliceosome; regulation of alternative mRNA splicing, via spliceosome. Gene Ontology annotation, cellular component: nucleoplasm. Lineage: Eukaryota; Metazoa; Chordata; Actinopteri; Perciformes; Eleginopidae. The record is from RefSeq and is a predicted model, not a curated record.
AUCAAUGAAGUGUCUGUCUGUCUGUCGGUCCGUCCGUCCGUCCAUCCAUCUAUCUGCAUGGACUGGUUUGGUAGCAGUAAGUGAAUAAGUAGCAGCCUCCGGCCGGGGGGGGGCGCUGCUGGAGGAGCAGAAGAAGAAGAAGCUCCAACAACAGAUCACUCCGCCAUUUCCUCUCUGCUCCGCUCGCGGAGUUGUUUCUUUAUAUCUUUAUUUCGUGUUUAAAUCGGAACAUCUGCUCACCUGCAGCGUUACCUGAGCGCGAGACAGGAGCACGUGAGAGCGGCUGUGAUGGCGGCCGAGCGGCGCGAGGACAAAGAUGGAGAGUUAAAUGUUCUGGAAGAUAUUCUGACUGAAGCUCCAGAUCAGGACGACGAGCUGUACAACCCGGAGACGGAGCGCGCCGUCAGCGAUAAGAAAGGAACCAAGAGGAAGAGCGAGCGCUCCGACAGCCGGGACCUGAAGAGGCUCCGCCCCUCUGCCGGCCAUGCCCCCGCACGGUCCUCUUCCACCAAUAAGAGGGCUUCAGGCCCGCCCCCCUCCGCUUCUAAGAAGGUGGCCUCCAGCCCCCGCGCUCGCCACCCCCCCGCCAGCUACCGCCAUGAAUACUAUGAGGAGAGGAAGGGCAGACGAGGAGCGCGGGAGCCAAUCAGGAGCCGGGCGGGGGAGGAGCCCCGCAGGAGGGAACCCCCAAGGAGCCUGGAGGGCCUGAGCCAGAAGCUUCGGAGAGCCAGUCCCGCCCCCCCAGAGGACGACCGGUCGGAGAGCGAGGCGCCGCCGGAGUUUGGGUCGGAUGCAGGAUCAGGAAGCUCCUCCCCCACUGCCUCCCACGCAGAGGAGGAGGAAGAGGAGGAGGAAGAGGAGGAAGAAGAAGAGGGCAUGGAAGAGGAGGAAGAGGAAGAGGAGGAGGAGGAAGGAGAGAAAGAGGACGAGGAGGAGGAGGAAGAGUACGAGCGCCGUGGCGAAGGAAACGACUACGACACUCGCAGCGAGGCGGGAGACUCUCGCUCCGCCUCCUCCGUCAGCUUCUCCGACGACGGGGAGUCGGUUCACUCAGGCUCCGCCUCCGAGGCCUCAGGUUCAGAGAAGAAGCAGGAGAAGCUGUCGUCGUCGGUCCGAGCUGUGCGCAAAGGGAUGGAGACUCCAACCAGCAAGCUGCGCUACAUCCUGCGAGACGCUCGCUUCUUCCUCAUCAAGAGCAACAACCACGAGAAUGUCUCUCUGGCCAAAGCUAAGGGCGUGUGGUCGACGCUGCCGGUGAAUGAGAAGAAACUGAACGCAGCGUUCCGCUCGGCGAGAAGCGUCGUCCUCGUCUUUUCCGUGAGGGAGAGCGGCAAAUUCCAAGGUUUCGCCCGGCUGUCAUCAGAGUCUCAUCACGGUGGCUCUCCGAUCCACUGGGUUCUUCCUGCCGGCAUGAACGCUAAGAUGCUAGGCGGGGUGUUCAAGAUCGACUGGCUCUGCAGGAGGGAGCUUCCCUUCACGAAGACAGCCCACCUGUCCAACCCCUGGAACGAGCAGAAGCCAGUUAAGAUCGGACGAGACGGACAGGAGAUCCAGCCGGAGGUCGGCGCUCAGCUCUGUGCUCUGUUCCCAUUGGACGAGAGCGUGGAUGUCCACCAGGUCGCUCGCCGAGUUCGUCACAAGCGCCAGACGCCGUCGGAGCCGCGUCCUCGAGGUCGUCCGCCGCAGCGCGAGCCGGGAAGGCGUCGUCCUGAAGAGUUCGAUGUCCAUGGCAGGAAGCGGCCGCGAGCCGACGGUCCACCCGACUUCAACCAGCGAGCAGGGUUCAUCCAGGACCUUCGUAACCAGCCUGUGGACAGACGGUUCUCCAGCGUGAGGCGAGACGUGUUUCUCAACGGGUCCUAUAACGACUACAUGAGGGACUACCAUCACAGCGUGGGCCCCCCCGCUCCCUGGCAGACUCUGGCGGCGUACCCCGGUGUCGAGCAGCCCCCCCCCCAUCACCCCCCCUACUACCAUCACAGCCACCCCCCUCCACCCCCCCACCAGGCAUACCAUCACCACCAUCCCCCGAUGCCGCCUCAUGAGGCUCCGCCUCCCCGCUUCCGAGACAAGCAGCGAGCGCCACCACACCGCGCCUUCGCCUCCAGCCCGCACGACUACGACAUGCGCGUGGACGACUUCCUGCGGCGGACGCAGGCGGUGGUCAGCAGCCGGAGGGAGAGAGACAGGCAGAGAGAGAGAGAGAGAGGCGGACCACGGCGGGAGAGAGAAAGGGAGAGGGGGAGGGACAGAGAGAGGGAGAGAGAGAGAGACAAGGAGAGGGGGAGGUACCGCCGCUGAACCGCAGGGCUUUUAUUUUGAAAGUCAGCUGUGGGUGUUACCUGUUUUUUGUUAGGAGAAUUAUGAAUUGAUGACGUCAUCGGUUGCUCUGCGGAGUGAAUAUAGAUAAACUGUCAAAAUAAAUAAAUAAUGAAACCAGGUGAGAAACUUCAUUUCCCAGAAUCCUCUCUGUUGAGUCGCCUUUAGAAUCCCAGAUUUAGAUGUUUUUCAGUAUUUCUGAAGCUCAGGUGAUCUGAGAGGUCUCACAGAGCCGAACAGGAAACCAGAAAAUGUGCUUUAUUUUUCUGUAGUUGCUUCUCUUAUCUACAGGUGAGACAGCUUCCUGUGAACUCCUUCAAAGUAAAAGACAAUCUUUGAAAACCUCCUGAUUUUUAUUUGUAUUCAUUUUAAACAUGGUUUCUCUUCUUAACGUUAGAUUCAUUUAUUUAUUUAGUUUCCUGGUUCACCUUAGACUCCCUGAGCUUCAGUUUAAAGAGAAUCACGUUUUAUUUUGCUGAAAAUCUGCUUCCUGUUUUUUUAAGUGCAAUUUCCUGUUUGCUCCUCUCUGAUUGGUUGUUACCGUGGUGACCAAAUGUCAGCUGACUGAAGGUUAAGACUUUGUUUCCUGUCUGUUUUUGUACAAAAUAAAAACUAAAAUCUUAAA